Molecule: messenger RNA, 751 nt
Organism: Erigeron canadensis
Lineage: Eukaryota; Viridiplantae; Streptophyta; Magnoliopsida; Asterales; Asteraceae
Exons: 2
Coding region: 98-652 (184 amino acids)
Molecular function (GO): protein binding
Source: RefSeq, a predicted model, not a curated record
UCCCUUUAUUAUGCUUCAAAAGAAGAAUACAAAUAAUUCAAAGCCUAUAAGUCUACAUUCUUGUUACGAUCAACGUUGCAACUAGUACAAAAUCGAAAUGGCAAGAACUUGUUUUAGAACAAAUAAACCCCAAACAACAACCGCAAUAAUUGUCAAAUUUCUUUGUAGUUACGGUGGUAAGAUCCUCCCUCGUUAUCCUGAUGGCAAGCUACGUUAUUAUGGUGGCGAAACUCGUGUCCUUGCCGUUGACCGCUUCAUCUCUUUCUCCGAGUUAUCGGUAAAACUUGAAGAACUUUGUGGAACGCCAGUGGCUCUCCUAAGGUGCCAAUUACCGUCAGAGGAUCUAGACGCACUUGUUUCCAUCACUUCGGACGAGGAUCUCGUUAAUCUCAUUGAAGAAUACGAACGAACACAACAACAACCACCAGAUUUCAAAGUCAGAGCAUUUCUGUCUCUUCCAAAGAACCCAUCAUCCCCAAUUUCGUCUCCAAUCGCUUCCUGUUCACCUCCAAGAUUUCGAACCAAUCAUUGCACCCAACAGAUGUUAAAAGAACCCAAAAAGCUUCAAUUUUGUCACAAAAAAUUAUCUGCUGGAAAUUUGUUACGUUAUGCUUGUGCUAAUUCAAGCCAGAGUUACGUACCUAGUUCAUAAUAUGGUUACCAUUUUUUAGCAACGAUAUUUUAGGAUUAUAUAUAUAUAUAUAUAUGAUUGUACUAGAUAUAUGAAUGGAUUGGAUUUUUUUUUUUUUAA